Molecule: messenger RNA, 5868 nt
Organism: Corythoichthys intestinalis (scribbled pipefish)
Lineage: Eukaryota; Metazoa; Chordata; Actinopteri; Syngnathiformes; Syngnathidae
Gene: cdk5r1b
Product: cyclin dependent kinase 5, regulatory subunit 1b (p35)
Exons: 3
Coding region: 405-1307 (300 amino acids)
Biological process (GO): axon guidance; brain development
Cellular component (GO): growth cone; cytoplasm; protein kinase 5 complex
Molecular function (GO): protein kinase binding; cyclin-dependent protein serine/threonine kinase activator activity
Source: RefSeq, a predicted model, not a curated record
CUCCGGGUGCACUCGUUCUCCGUGCUGUGGACGCGAUACAGGAGGACCACCGCCUUUGCGCCAUCACUGCACAACAUCACACUGCACUACACACUACACUACACAUCAGCCAGUUCGCAGCAUCCGCACUAGGAGGAGCGGAAGGACAGCAUCCUCAUCCCGGAAUCCUGCAGUCCGCUCGUCCAUUGUGCGUUUUGCUCCAUAAAUACAUGAUUUUACUUCAUUCUCCGGGAUUUAAACGGACAAAGAUGCUCGUCAGUCGCCGUUCAUGAAGGGGAAGAGCUCCGUCUUCAUCGUCGACGUCGCCGCGCAGUCAUUUGGAGCUGUGCAGACUCCACCCGGAGCGUGAAAUCCGAACGAGACAGCGCCUUGAGAUCCUCCGCUGCCUCCUUGCCGCCGUCGCCAUGGGAACCGUGCUGUCCCUAUCGCCCAGCUACCGCAAGGCGGCCCUGUUCGAGGACGGGCCAGCCACGGUGGGCCACUACACGGCAGUUCAGAACAGCAAGAACGCCAAAGACAAGGGUCUGAAACGCCACUCGCUCAUCAACGUGCUGCCGUGGAAGCGCAUCGUGGCCGUGUCAGCUAAGAAGAAGAGCUCUAAAAAGGUUCAGCCCAACGGGACCUACCAGAACAAUGUCAGCCACCUGAACAACGAGAACCUGAAGAAGUCGCAGUCCUGCGCCAACCUGUCGUCCUUCGCGCAGGACUCUGGCACGCCGAAAACUUCCGACGGGAAUUCGUCGGUGAAGAAGGCCCCGGCGGUGGCCGCCGCCCCGGGUACCCCCAAGCGGGUGAUCGUGCAGGCGUCCACCAGCGAGCUCCUGCGCUGCCUGGGCGACUUCUUGUGCCGGCGCUGCUACCGCCUGAAGCAUUUGUCGCCCACCGAGCCGGUGCUGUGGCUGCGCAGCGUGGACCGAUCCCUCCUGCUUCAGGGUUGGCAGGACCAAGGCUUCAUCACGCCCGCUAACGUAGUCUUCGUCUACAUGCUGUGCCGCGACGUGGUCUCCUCCGAGGUGGGCGGCGAGCACGAGCUGCAGGCCGUGCUGCUCACCUGCCUCUACCUGUCAUACUCCUACAUGGGCAACGAGAUCUCCUACCCGCUCAAGCCCUUCCUGGUGGAGAGCUCCAAGGAGGCCUUCUGGGACCGCUGCCUGUCCAUCAUCGACCUGAUGAGCGCCAAGAUGUUGCAGAUCAACUCUGAUCCGCACUACUUCACGCAGGUCUUCGCCGACCUCAAGAACGAGAGCCAGAAGGAGGAGGAGCGUAGCCGCCUGCUCAUCGGACUGGACCGGCGAGCCAUCGCCUGACUGGCGCUGGUCAUUCCGCGACACCGCUGAAAUUCCACCACUACCUUGGGCAUCCUCUCCCCCCGUCAUUGCGGACUCACGUGAACUUUUGGGGAGUCCGGGACAGAAUGUCGGCAGCGGCAAAGAUUUGAGACUGUUCUUUUUAGAGGCGACGUCUUCCCGGACGGGACAGAGCGGACAGCUCCCGGUCGGAACGUCGAGUCGUCAGGACAGUUGCUCGGAAGACGGUGACCUUUUUUUGUUUGUCUUUUUUUCAUCUAUUUUGACGAGUUACUGGAUGUUUUCACACCCGUGCGGAGCUUAUUUAUUGCUUUUUAUUUAUGGCUCUUCUGGAACAAGCGGAUUUUGUUUGUAAUAAUUCAUGAUGAUGAUGAUUAGAAUUCCGUCUUUUUGCACGUGUGGGAGAUUCUUUCUCUCCUUUGGACUGCAUUAGUCUUGAUUUUAGCUCUGCCUGCUAAUGUUUUUUGCUACUUCCUGUGCUCAUCGCCUACCAUUAACAGUGCCAUAUCCUCCGUUACAUUACGCGCUCCCUUACACGGAUUAUCUACUCACUUUGAUCGACAUUUAGGAGCGUUUUAGCUGUAGCGUUUUGUCUCGUCUUGGUGGGAAUGAAGAUUGCUUCCGGUUGAGGAUGAGCAGGAACGAUCUGACUAGCACCGCAAUGAUAAAAAAACAGAGAGAAAAGGAAAAGUGUGAAGUUUUUGGAGAUAUUUUAGGAGAAAUUCAGUAGGAAUUUAAAAGUAUACUUGCAUAUGGUCAUGUUUUUCAUCAGAAAAUUCUUGUAUUUUGCACCAAUAUUUUUCUUUGGGUAUUCUGUUUUGUUUUCCUACACAUAUUCGGCUCAUGGCAGUGGUUCCCAAAAUGCGGCUUGAGUGCCAGCAGUGGUACGCAGGCUUCCUCUAGUGCAUGACUGUCAAAAUCAUUUUUAUUUUAUUUUAUUCAUAUUGUAAAGGUAGUGCCCGAGUUACGAACGAGUUCCGUUCCUACGCUAGCGAUGUAACCCGAAUUUCCGCAUAUGUCGGAAUGAACCCUUUAAAGUACCCCUCAAUCUCAAAAUAACUAUCCAAAAACAUGUAUUAAACGUCAAUGUACUGUCCUCGCCAACAAGUUGGAGCUAAGUCCUAGCUAGACAGCAAGCUAAACUGUAAUUCCCCUCACGCUCUCAUUCGGCUAAGCAACUUCUUUGUGGUAGCAAAUGCGCUCUUCCUCGUGUGUGCGUGCGCAAAUACGUAAGGGCAUCAACCAUCGAUGGGAUCCGGGACUAACACUCUGGUUGUCCCGGAACCGUUCGAAUUUCUUAAUUUCGAUUCCAAAUUUCAAUUUCCUGACCGCCGACCGGAAAAACAGCUGCCUAACACCACGAAAAAGAAGCCACAUGAAGACUAGCUCUGUUAUGAGCAAAUCUAAUGAAGUAGCUAAUUUAGCUUAGCACAAAAACAUGUUGCUUGGCUUCACAUAAAUGACAACAAAGUAACAGAAUAAACACACCGAAAUGAUAUCAGACCCUCUGUUAAAUGUGCAAACUUACAGAUUUUGUUUUAUCAAGUGUUCUCAACGAUGUGUAGUGCAGAGGAGGUGUGUAGCGUCUGUACACCUCAAGGAUUCCUCAAGUUCUUUUAGCCUGCUGCUUCCAGUAAGUCACCACUAGGGGAAGCCAAGCGCACAUAGCAAAACUAGCAAAAAAUUCUCUUAACAAAUCAUUCAAACACAUAUCCCCCCUAAAAAUGGCUAAAUCAUCCUAUAAACUAAAUAAGGAAUACAUAAAAUUCGCUCGAACAAAAACUUACCUUAUGUUGGUCUUAACAGGGAGCAGCUAGAUUCCGCCAUGUUAAAUGAGUUGUGUCAUAUUCAAUGUUGCCACUAGAGUGCAGUCUAGCCACCGAAAUCAAUCAAACAAAAUGUAACCACUUUCAAAACAAACCAUGACAACGCCACUCUAAUUAAACGAAUACUCGAAGCAGCAAAAUUUGAUUCGAAGCUUUUUUUCUAAUUGAAUUACUCGAGUUAAUCGAUUAAUUGUUGCAGCUCAAAUCAAAUACACAAUUCACCAAAGGGCAGAAAUGCCAUAUUAAUGAAGUAAAAAAAUUAGAUACCGUGAGGUACAAACAAUAAGGUAUGGUUGACGCAACAACAAAAAAAAGUCGAAAUCACAUAAGUCGGGUACGUCAUAACACGGGGACUACCUGUAGUUGUUUUUUUUCUUUUUUUUCUGGAGGGUCAUUACCUUGGCCAACCCAGAUAAAUAUUUAACGCAUUGGGCUGCCAUUGACGGCGCUAGACGUCCAAUCAGUCAAAAUGGAUUGGACGUCUCGCACCGUCUGAUGUUUAUUUAUUAAAUCUAACUUCAUCAAAGGGUUGAAAAAAUAAAUCCAUAUUUACAGUGAAUAAAAUAUGUACUAGUAUUUGAACAACCUGCUAUUUUGCAGGUUCUCCCACUUAUAAAUCAUGGAGGAGUCUGAAAUUUUCAAUUGGAAGUGCAUGUCCACUGUGAGAGAAAUAAUCUAAAGAGAAAAAUCUAGAAAUCCCAAUGCGAUUUUUAACAAUCAAUUUGUGUGAUACAGCUGAAAAUAAGUAUUUCAACACCUGUCUAUUAUCUAGAAUUCUUACCCUGAAAGACCUGAUAGUCUGCCUAUUAAAAGUCCACCACCACUCCAUGUAUUAUCUUGAAUCAGAUGCACUUGUUUGAGGUCGAUAGAAGCAUAAAGACACUUGUCCACCCCAUAAAAUCAGUAAUAUCUUGAAUCAGAUGCACUUGUUUGAGGUUGAUGGCAUCAUAAAGGCACCUGUCCACCCCAUACAGUCAGUAACACUCAAACUUGUAACAUGGUCAAGACCAAAGAGCUGUCCAAAGACACCAGAGACAAAAUUGUUCACCUCUACAAGGCUGGAAAGUGCUAUGGAGCAAUUGCCAAGCAGCUUGGUUAAAAAAGAUCCUCUGUUUGAGCAAUCAUUAGAAAAUAGAAGAAGCUAAACAUGACACUAAAUCUCAAUCGGAGUAGAGCCCAUGUAAGACAUCACCUGGUGGGGUCUCAAUGAUCCUAAGAAAUGUGAGGAAUCAGCGCAGAACUACACGACAGGAGUUGUUAAAUAACCUGAAAAAACCUGGGACCACCGUUUCCAAGGUUACCGUUGGUAAAACACUAAGAUGUCAUGGUUUGAAAUCAUGCAUGGCGCAGAAGGUUCCCCUGCUCAAACCAGCACAAAUCAAAGCCUGUCUUAAGUUUGCCUAUGACCAUUUGGAUGAUGAAGAAGAGUCAUGGGACUGAGUUUUGUGGUCAGAUAAGAGUAAAAUACAACUUUUUGUGUUUGGAGGAAGAAGAGUGAUGAGUACUAUCUCAAGAACACCAUCCCUACUGUGAAGCAUGCGGGUGUUAGCAUCAUGCUUUGGGGGUAUUGUGAGAUUUUGGGGAAUAACCCCCCUUCCUUCAGUCAGAACAUUGAAGAUGGGUGGUGCCUGGGUUAUCCAACAUGACAUGGACCCAAAGCACACACACAGGAAAACCAAGGAGUGGCUCCGUAAGAAGCAUAACAAGGUUCUAGCAUGGCCUAGCUGGUCUCCAGACCUAAACCCAAUAGAAAACCUUUGGAGAGAUCUCAAACUUAGUAUUUCUCAGCAACAGCCCAGAAACCUGACUGCAGCGUGUGCAAACCUGGUGAAAAACUACAGGAAACUUUUAACCUCUGUAAUUGCAAAUAAAGGCUUAUUAGCAGCUGUAUCACACAAAGAAAUCGUCAAAAAAUCAUACAUUGUUAUUUCAGGGUUUUUCUUCUAAGAUUUUUUCUCUCACAGCGGACAUGCACCUACGAUGAAAAUUUCAGACCACUCCAUGAUUUCUAAGUGGAAGAACUUGCAAAAUAGCAAGGUGUUCAAAUACUUAUUUUUUUCACUGCAAAUGCUGUUAAAAAACACAUUUUAUUUUCUCCUAUAAUUUAUGCUGGUAUUAACUUUCUCCUGUAUGGCAAGUGUGCUUUAAAGUAGAGGUCACAUUUUGAAGAUUACAACUGUGCUUGGCAGGAAGUCACUGGAAAAUUGUGCUAAGGAGGCUUUUAUGUGCAUAAUCCGAAAAUAAGACAUCACGGGAGUACAAAUGCUGUGUUUUAAAGAUAAGACCGCUUUUUCUAUCAGGAAUUAACAUGUUUUUUUUUUCGGUAUCAGCAAUUACAGUAGUAAGGUACUAAAUUAUUAUUAUGGUUGAAAAUGAAAAUAAAAAUUAAUGAAAUGAGCAAUUCUGCUUAGUGACCAUCAUAAAGCACAUUUUAACAUCAACAUCUCCUCUGUUCCCCUUCACAUGUUAAAAAACAAUAAUUUACCUAAAAAAAGACAAUAUUACAUUUGUUGUAUAUAAAUGAGGUAUGUGUGUGAGUGUGUGUUUGUACAGAAGAUUGUGUGGGGGGGAAAAAGUCAGGGAACGGAGUAGAUAGUCAUCAAAAUGUCACAAUUUUUUCAAAUUGAAAAAAGCUGUUGUUGUUCCAAAUUUCAUUUCCUGGUUCGGCUUAUUUUCAUUUAUUUUUGUACUGUGAUGAAAAUAAACUCCAAAUAAAAUGCACUGAUUGUUCCAGA